This is a messenger RNA of Colletotrichum chrysophilum, 1398 nucleotides long. RefSeq lists its product as uncharacterized. The coding region runs from base 1 to 1398 and encodes 465 amino acids. Gene Ontology annotation, cellular component: i-AAA complex. The transcript has 3 exons. Gene Ontology annotation, molecular function: misfolded protein binding. Gene Ontology annotation, biological process: protein quality control for misfolded or incompletely synthesized proteins. The record is from RefSeq and is a predicted model, not a curated record. NCBI's taxonomy places the organism in Eukaryota, Fungi, Ascomycota, Sordariomycetes, Glomerellales, Glomerellaceae.
AUGGCGGCUGCCCGCAUCACGGCGUCCCGCGCCAUUGAUCGCGUCUACUUUGGUCAAGCCAUUCGAUUGUCUACGGUAUCAACAGCCACAACUCGUGCCAGAGGUCCCUCGAGCACACUCUAUGCUCUAAGGAACAUUCAAUCGAGACAAAACAGCACGGCGAAGACUCCACCAAGCAAUGCGAACAAGAAGAACACGGAUCCCAAAUCCCCGCCUCCGCCCCCUCCAAUACGAUCCUUAUGGCGAUUAAUGUCAUUUCGCAAUCUCAUGAGCGCCUUGACACCGCGGGGAAUGAAGAAACUAUUCAAGGAAAGCCCAGAAGAGCUGACACUAGCACUGGUAAUCCUGGCAGGCUUGGCCGGUGUUGCCGUUUACAUUGUCAAGUUGUACUUUGACUAUUUCCAGGCCCGCCAGUUCACCAAAUACCCUCCACCAAUCGCAAAGGCCCUCAGACGAGCACUCUACUAUACGAACAUCAGCCCCGAUGCAAACCUGGCGAAGAAAUACUAUAAGCAAGCCCUCGAGCUAUGCAAUGAGCUUCAGUUGGACCCGUUCUCUGAUGAUGUCCUGGGCAUCAGGAUCCAGACCGCAGCUUGGCUGGAGAAGAUUGGCAACUACCAAGGAGCCAUUCUUGUUCUCAACUCUGUUAUGGAUGAUUGUACCAAGUGGGUGGAGUGGUUCGAGAAAUCAGUUGCAGAGGGCACGGUAGAUAAGUCCGGAAUACCGGCUGCGGUCAGGGUAUUGUCCGAAGAUCAACGCCCAACCGUUGUCGAGGACGAGGAAGAGAUGGUCCCCGAGAACUUGUGGCACAAGCGCACAAGACUCCUCGCGAAAGCUGUGGGCACCAGCACCAAGCUCGGAGCUCUGUAUUCCGACAAGCACGUCUUGGAGCCCGACAAUGCGCAGGCUCGUUUGACUUGGGCUGUAGAGACUGCACUGUCAGAAGCCCGACGACGCCAUAAGGAGAGCGUCAAGAAGGAGGAGGGUGCCUGGAUGAGUCCGGAGGAAAUUGGUGGUGCCAUGGAAUUGAACAACCUGGCCGUGGCUUUUGCUCAACAUCCCACGCAGGCAUCUCUCGAGACUAUUUCUGGAGCUCCUUCAACUUCUGAUGUCCUUUUCAGUCCCGACAUGCCAACAGAUCGGGCAGGACUUUUGGAGGCGGCAAAGAAUUGGGCCCGCAAUGCUUACUCACACGCGAAAGACGUGAAGGGCGACGAUCGUACAGAGGAGUGCGAUGAAGCAUGCGCAGUUGCCCUGACGAACAUGGGUGACAUUGCUGCAAUGCUAGGCAACAAGAUUGACGCUCGCAAACGCUUCCAACAGGCUAUAGAGAUGAGCAAGAAGAUUGGCUUCGAACCUGGCGUAGCCCAAGCUGAGGCUGGACUACAGAAGCUCUGA